This is a messenger RNA of Pseudogymnoascus destructans, 1509 nucleotides long. RefSeq lists its product as uncharacterized. The coding region runs from base 20 to 1000 and encodes 326 amino acids. Gene Ontology annotation, molecular function: protein-disulfide reductase activity. The transcript has 4 exons. NCBI's taxonomy places the organism in Eukaryota, Fungi, Ascomycota, Leotiomycetes, Thelebolales, Thelebolaceae. The record is from RefSeq and is a predicted model, not a curated record.
ACACAACGCGCUCUACGCCAUGUCAAAGACCAUACAGAUAAGCUCCCCAGCGCAGUUUGCAGGCCUGCUGAAAAGCUCAGCGGUCGUGGUUGCCGACUUCUAUGCGGACUGGUGCGGACCUUGUAAACAGGUUGCGCCUAUAUACGAAAAGCUCUCAGAGUCCCUCUCCCAGGCAAACCGCGUCACAUUCGUGAAAAUCAACACAGAUACCCAGAAGGAGGUUGCGGCGCAGUACAACGUCUCAGCACUGCCAACGUUUAUGGUAUUUAAACAAGGAAAGCCAGUCGAGAAAGUUCAAGGAGCAGACGUACAGAAGCUACAGCGCGUAGUUCACGACCUUACGAAGAUGGCGUCCGACGCACCCGGCCCGUCGAAUUCAGGCAGUGGAAGCUCGUGGCGCAAGAUUGAACUGCCAAAGGGCUAUGGGGAUGUUACUGGUCAGAUUGAGAUUAAAGGGCUUGAGCUUCUCAACUCGGAUGGGGAGUUUGGUACCGUUAGGACUCUGCUGGAGACUGGCAAGCCUACCGCUCUCAACAAUACUGGGAAAGAGAAGGCCGAUACCAAGGACUGGGUUGAGAGUGACACUGAUGAGCAACUGAUGCUUUUCAUGCCGUUCCAGGCGAAUUUGAAAAUACACAGCGUCCAGAUCACCUCGCUGCCACCCGCGAACCCAGACGACGACGACGAAAUCCCGAUGAGACCUAAGACACUACACUUCUACACCAACAAAUCGCACAUCCUCGGCUUCGACGAAGCAGAGGGCAUCCCAGCGACCCAAGUUGUAGUCCUCGAGGAGAAGGACUGGGAUUCCACCGGCACCGCGAACGUAGUCCUGAGAUUCGUCAAGUUCCAGAACGUCACCAGCCUAGUCGUGUUCGUGGUUGAUGGCGACGGGUCGAGCGAGCGCGUCAGGAUCGAUAGGAUCGCACUUGUUGGGGAGACGGGGGAGAAGAGGGAGCUUGGCAAGCUGGAGAAGAUUGGUGAUGAGCAGGGGGAGUGAUGGGGAGGAAGGGUCUGCGGUUCAGGAGGGAACUAGAACUUCAUAACGCUUCACACGAGUAAAAAUAGACCGGCGUUCGUCGAGGGUAUUGAUUUCACAGCGGCGGGUGCUGAGUCUUUCAGACCAUAGUAUCAAUGGAAGUUAGCAUUCAAUCGAUAUUCAUUCAAACGCCCCACUGAGCCAAACACACAGCAAUAGUCGAUUUUUUCAAGCAAAGCCAAAAUCUCAUUCUUCACCACACUACACGUCCCCUCUACUCUCUCAAAUCCCCUCUACAAUCCAAACUAAUAGAAAGAAUAAAUGAUGUCCAGUCAACUCGUCAAACCCUAGCCCGUCCCCCGCAUGCCCCGAAAGACGAAAUGCGGGCGAGAAUCAGCGUCGGGUCGCAGUGAGCGAGUAACCGUAUUUUGCAAUUGGGUCUGUUCUGUGACCGUCUUGACGCUCGAAGCAACAUCAUCGAAGAACCUUGGCAGGCUACUGGAUGUUUUGAGCAACACGGAGAAUAGACG